CGUGGCACGACGCCGGCACCUUCGACAACACCAUCGGCACGUGGCCCCAGUGCGGCGGCGCCAACGGCUCGAUCCGCUUCGACGUCGAGAUGUCGCACGGCGCCAACGCGGGGCUCAAGAAGGCGCUGACGUACCUCGAACCGUUCAAGGAGAGGUACGCGAACCUCUCCUGGGCGGACCUCAUCCAGCUGGCGGGCGCCACCGCCGUCGAGUGCGCGGGCGGGCCCAAGAUGUACAUGCGCUACGGCCGCGUUGACGUCACCGGACCGGAGGAGUGCCCGAAGGAGGGCAACCUACCGGACGCGGAGCCGCCGUACCACGACGGAGCCGACCCGGACGCGUCGACGCACCUGCGAAGGAUCUUCUACCGCAUGGGCUUUGACGAUCGGGAGAUCGUGGCGCUCUCCGGGGCGCACACCAUCGGCAGGGCGUUCAAGGAGCGAAGCGGCGUGUCGCAGUUCGGAUACGGGGAGAAGGCGGCGACCAAGUUCUCGGGGCGGGGGUGCCCGGUCGCCGGCGGGGUGUCGAAACAGGCCGGGUGCCCAGCCGCGCACGUCGCCAGGGCUGAUGAUAAACCGGGCAUCGGCAUGCCCGGCGGCCAGCCGUGGACCAAGUCGUGGCUCGCGUUCGACAACGCGUACUUCAAGAAGGAGUACGUGCAGGAUCCCGAGCUGCUGUGGAUGAGCACCGAUAAGGCGCUUCACACAGACCCGGGUUUCAAACCCCAUUUCGACCUGUACGCGAGUGACGAAAAAGCGUUUCACAGGGAUUUCGCCGCGGCCUUCGUCAAGCUGAGCGAGUGCGGCGCGAGGUUGAGGCCCAUCAACGGGAUCAAGAUCAACGAGGACCCGCCGAGGCGGAUGGUGUGGCGCGGGUGAGGAGCGCGCGGAUCCGGAUUGGAUCGGUCUUCCGCGGAACACAGUCGUGACCAUUCAUCGUCGAUACGCGU
Micromonas commoda is the source of this 949-nucleotide messenger RNA. RefSeq names its product chloroplast ascorbate peroxidase. NCBI's taxonomy places the organism in Eukaryota, Viridiplantae, Chlorophyta, Mamiellophyceae, Mamiellales, Mamiellaceae. Gene Ontology annotation, molecular function: heme binding; peroxidase activity. The transcript has a single exon. The record is from RefSeq and is a predicted model, not a curated record. Gene Ontology annotation, biological process: cellular response to oxidative stress; hydrogen peroxide catabolic process; response to reactive oxygen species. The coding region runs from base 90 to 878 and encodes 262 amino acids.